GACCCGGGGAUGCUGCGGGUCCCGGACCCGGGGAUGCUCCGGGAUGCUCCCCCGGUCCCCCGCGUGUUCUGCACCGUGAGCUGCCCUGCCCGCAGAGAAACGGGGCCUUGGGGGGUGACACAGAAGGGCUGGAGCCCCGAUGGUCAGAGGACAUGCACAGGCCUUCAGCAGGAGAGUGGUGUGCGGGGGAAAUCGAGCCCUACCACGGAACAAAACACAGCAUUGAUUUCCCCAGCAGUCAUUGCACAGGCUGCUGAGGGUAAAUCCAGAGGGAGCCAGCCCUCUCUGCCCAUGCAGGCUCUGGUCCCCCAGCCCAGAGCGUGUCCCAGCCACGGCUCAGCCAUCGCCAGCAGAAGGUUUUUGGUGCCUCCCAGCCGGGUGGAGAUCCAGGCAUCCUCAGCAGAGACCAUGGCGCCAUCAGACUGUCCCGGUGCACAGCAGAGUCCGAGCCAGCAGAGAGGCUUUGCCUCCAUCACUGUCACCGCCAGGCGUGUCCCUGUGGGCUCUGCAGAGCUGGCACCGGUGUCCCCCACCUCCAGCAAUGUCCCCGCUGGCCUCCAGCGCUGGCCUCCCCCAGCAGACCAACCUCCUCCAAAGCUCUCCAAGUCUUGCUCAAAAUCAGGUGAACAACCCCCAGAGCAGCUUUCCGUGCCUGGAAUCAAGGAGGAUGGUGUGAGUCUUCAAAGCAGUGAUGGGAGGGAGGAAAUGCCCCCUUCAUUCAUCUCCAGCGUCCAGCUCCAGGUGUCUCAGCCGUGUCCAAACUCCAUCUAUUACUUAGACAAAUCACUCAGCGUGUGCAUUGACCAGCCUCGCGUUAAAUGCCAAAAAAUGUACAGAUCCACGUUGUCCUUGAGGCUGAAGUGCAGUUUGUCGGGAUUAACAGCAGAUGGAGUAGAUGGCAUAGCUAAUGGAGAGCCCAUGGAGGACAGAGCUCCAGGGGAGAUCCCAGGAGCAAACGGGGCUCCCCUCGCAGCACACCUGAGCACAGGCUGCACGGGAAACAAGGGGAUUGGGAAGGGCAGAGGAAAAGGAGGACAUUGGAGCAGCAAAUACCCUCUGCAAAGCGUCUUUGCCCCGGGACUUGCAGCUUUUGUGGCUGUUCCCAGAGGACCUCACCAGGCAGCAGCAGCACAGGAAGAGGAUGAGCAGCCUGGCGGCCACCACGCUGUGUUCUCCCUCCAAAUUCCUCACGCAAGCAAUGAGACAGGAACACCAAUGCUGUUGGGAAGCAGGAAAAAGAGCAGCACAACAGCCCCUGGCUCCCCUCCAGAUCCAGCCUCCAGAGAAACCAUUGCUGCUGCUACUGAUGGCUCAUCCAGCAGGGCAGAUCCCUCCAAAGACACCUCCAAAUCCAAAGAGAUCCAAGCACAGGGUGUCCUGAAACCAAAAAUGUCUGUCUCCAGCAGUGUGUGCAACACAAAGGCAUCAUCGAGAAUCCUCCGGGAAGAAAAUGUUCACGGGCAAGAGCAGCUCCUAAAAAGCGAUUGUGGAUUCCCUGGUUGGAGGGACAGAAGGAAGGAGCUGGAGGCACAGGAGGAGAGGGAGCGAGGCAGGAGGGUGGCACUGUCCAGGGUGGCACUGUCCAGGGUGACACUGCCCAGGGGGACACUGCCCAGGGGGACACUGCCCAGGCCCUGCUCUCCAGCUGUGACCUGGGAGAAAAACCUGCUCACCUGGCCACAAUUCAGCUCCCAGCCGGGGAAAACUCCAGCAGCCCCACGGACACUGCGGGAAGCCCUGGAGAUCCACAACCCCCAGUUCAUCUCCCGCUCGCAGAAGAGGCAGAAGAGGCUGCAGCUGAUGGUGCAGCUCAGGAGGGCUCAGCAGAGGGAGGCUCCUGCAGGCGCCCCCCGAGCGCUGCCCCGCAAGCUCUCCACGUCCUCUGCCCGCAGGAAGAAGCAAUUCACCAUCCCUGACCCUCUCAGUGACAACCUCUUCAAACCAAAGGAAAGAGUCAUUCCCGAGAAGGAGAUGCACAUGAGAUCUAAAAGGAUUUAUGACAAUUUACCUGAGGUAAAAAAGAAACAAGAAGAGAAACAGAAGCGGAUCAUCAUCCAGAGUAACAGGCUGCGUGUGGAGAUGUUUAAAAAGCAAUUACUGGACCAGCUCCUUCACAGAAACACAGAGUGACAAAAGAGCCUCUUGCCCAUCAUCCUAAUUGGAUCUUGAGUGCCUUUGACUGCUGGAUAAGCCAUAAAAUUAACUGUUAUCUCAAUUACCUGGAGGUAUUUUUCUUAUCUUUGGCUCUUUGUAUGAAGAAAGAUCAUUUAUGUUUCAAUCGAAAUUUUAAGGCAACUUUCAAGUAAUCAAAAACAGCCUAAAAGGGAGCACAGCUGUUCCAGAGCAUCACCUUUUGGUCAGUUUACCCACAGGAAAUAAUUUUAAGAAUUUUUAAUGCAAAUACUGAAUUACAGGGGUAUUAUUUUUCUUAAUCUUUUUUUUAAAAGUACACUUCUCUGUAGCAAUAGCCCAGUGUUUAUAAGAUGUGGAAAACUUAUUUCUCUGAAGUAUUUUAUUAAUUGAUUUCCUGUGAGUUAAAUCCUUGAAGAAAACUGUUAUUUGUUAUGUUUAGGAACCAGUUGAAAUAGCAUUACCACAUCAUCAGAGCAACAGCAGUUUCACAUUAAUGCUUAACAUUCCAAAAGGGACCAAUAUUUCAGCUUUCUGAAGAACUCCAUUCCUGUUCAUGGAGUGAAACUACCUAGCAAGCUCUCCCACUAAAAUACAGUAUUUAAGUAUUUGUUUAUAACACUUUUUCACGUUUUUCAUUGUAACAUUCAUUCUACUCCACUUCUGUGAGCACAAAGUGUUUCUAGAAAUGGCAGAUGAAGGAGUGGUGCCAAGAAGGAUGUUUGCAUCAAAACUUGCAGAACUCAAACCAGCUGUCAUGUUUCCUCCAAAAAAAUAUUUAAAUCUUUAUUUGUACAUGUUGGAAGUAAAAACAAGCAGCUCACAAAGCAAUGGAGUUUAUUUAUGGAAUAAAGUAUGAGGAUAAUAUUGA
Messenger RNA from Ficedula albicollis (Collared flycatcher), 3001 nucleotides. RefSeq names its product chromosome 6 open reading frame, human C10orf90 (gene C6H10orf90). The transcript has 9 exons. Gene Ontology annotation, biological process: regulation of centriole replication. NCBI's taxonomy places the organism in Eukaryota, Metazoa, Chordata, Aves, Passeriformes, Muscicapidae. Gene Ontology annotation, cellular component: centriole; centrosome; cytosol. The record is from RefSeq and is a predicted model, not a curated record. The coding region runs from base 10 to 2130 and encodes 706 amino acids.